AUGCUUGAUGAAUAUAACCUUCGUGAAAAUGAAUGGUUGCAAGGAAUAUAUGCAUUUAGAGAAAAAUUAUUUGCGGCAUACGGAAAGAAUUUUUUUUCAGGUGGUAUGAAUAGCACACAAUUGAGUGAAAGUUUGAAUGGUGAUUUGAAGGAUUACUUGCAGUCUGAUUACAAUAUCGUGCAAUUUUUUAAGCAUUACGAUCGAGCAAUUGAGGAUAAGAGAUAUAAUGAGUUGCAAGAUACUUGUGAUGCAUCACAACGAUUUCCAGUAUUAAAAGCACAAGUCCAUAUUUUGGCUCAUGCUAGAGAGGUAUAUACAUCACAUGUUUUCGCAUAUUUUCAAGAUGAAUAUAUGAAAUCUUUGUCAAUGAAAGUGAAUAGAUGUGAGGAGAACAAUUUAUCCACCAUGUAUAAGGUCAGCAAGCAUAGGCAUACUCGAGAGUAUAUUGUUAAGGUGACAGAGAUAGGCCAUAUAUCUUGUCCUUGCAUGAAGUUUGAGUCCAUGGGUAUACUAUUUUUUCAUACAAUAAGAAUUCUCGAUGUGGUAAGAGGAGUUAGUAGAAUUCCAACUGAGUACAUUUUAAAAAGGUGGACAAUAGAUGCAAAAGCCGAAGAUAUUAAAGAAGUUGAUGGGCAAGACAUAGAGAUCAAGGAUCCGAAGUUGAUCACUACGAAUCGUUAUAGAGUUCUUUGUCCUAUAUUUGUUAGAUUGGCAACAAAGGCUUCUGAAACAGAUGAUGGCUAUAAGGAAGCAAUAGCGUGUGCAAAUGAGCUAAGUUCAAAAUUGAAAGAAAUCAUGAAGGUGACAACUCCAUAUCUUUGUACUAGCAGUUUAGGAAAAGAUUAA
Molecule: messenger RNA, 846 nt
Organism: Lycium barbarum (goji berry)
Lineage: Eukaryota; Viridiplantae; Streptophyta; Magnoliopsida; Solanales; Solanaceae
Product: protein FAR1-RELATED SEQUENCE 1-like
Exons: 1
Coding region: 1-846 (281 amino acids)
Biological process (GO): regulation of DNA-templated transcription
Source: RefSeq, a predicted model, not a curated record